Molecule: messenger RNA, 1011 nt
Organism: Suillus clintonianus
Lineage: Eukaryota; Fungi; Basidiomycota; Agaricomycetes; Boletales; Suillaceae
Product: RNA polymerase III subunit Rpc25-domain-containing protein
Exons: 6
Coding region: 94-762 (222 amino acids)
Biological process (GO): transcription initiation at RNA polymerase III promoter; DNA-templated transcription
Cellular component (GO): RNA polymerase III complex
Source: RefSeq, a predicted model, not a curated record
CGAACAUGACUCUUCCAUCACAUUAUUACUUCGACGUGACUGACUUGGAUAUGCAAGGUCGUUCACUGUAAAAGGACCUUCGGACUGAAAGACAUGUUUGUCCUAUCUAUAAUAAAAGAUACCAUUGCAAUUCUGCCAGCAAAUUUUGGUGUGCCUCCAGCACAAGCUCUCAUUGCUGAAAUAAACAAAAAGUAUGCAAAUAGAGUCCUCCACGAUGUAGGGCUGUGUAUUUGCGCGUUCGAUCUGGUGGAAGCGGGUGAAGGCAAAGUGCGAUACGGAGAUGGGUGUUUAUGGUAUAAAGUCAGAUUCAGAAUGGUCGUUUGUCGACCAUUCGCAUCAGAGGUGGUGCUUGCUAAAGUAAAGUCAUCAGACGAAGACGGCAUUCGAUUGAGCGUAGGAUUUUUUGAUGAUAUGUAUGUACCUCUAGCAUAUCUACCUCAACCAUCUGCCUUUGACCCGAAUGAACGAGCUCAUUUCUGGCUACCAGACUCAGAAGCAACAACCCCACACGAGCUUUUGGAGUCUGCAACAGCAGACCGGAUGUAUAUCGACCAAGGGGAAGUAGUACGGGUCCGUGUUGAGGCUGACGAAUUUUAUGACGACGAACCUGGUCCGCCAAAAGCAUCAGAGGGCAUUGCGGUGAAACGAGAGGCCCGACGCGCGCCAUAUAGCAUCAUCUGCUCCAUUGCAGAACAGGGACUCGGGCCUGUGCCAUGGUGGAAGAGUGCGCAACCUGAUGGAGAUGCUAUGGACCAGGAAUGAUUAAAUAUAUGAUAAUCCGCUGUCCGCCUGGUAUGUGUAUGACACCCUAGACGCGAUCGGCGUGUCCUUCGAAUUUCUGGUGUGGUGUUAUCGUCAGAGUGUCCUGCAUCAGAGUGAGACCUUUGAUUUCCCAGCGGUAGGCAAAGGCACCGUCGUUGUUGUCUAUUUCUUCCCAGUGGCUACUGUUACCUAAGGUUUACAGUUAGUCAACAUGUUAACUUUGUCUGCUAAAGUCUAUAUUGUAUCAGG